Molecule: messenger RNA, 3904 nt
Organism: Lingula anatina
Lineage: Eukaryota; Metazoa; Brachiopoda; Lingulata; Lingulida; Lingulidae
Product: VWFA and cache domain-containing protein 1
Cellular component (GO): voltage-gated calcium channel complex
Molecular function (GO): voltage-gated calcium channel activity
Source: RefSeq, a predicted model, not a curated record
CAAGUGGCAAUGGACAUUUGGAACCAGGUGUGACAGGAAUGGUAGUUCGAUAGGAAUCAUAGCCCGUUCCCCAUUAUUGUACUUUGCACAAGUGACGUUCGUCCCAUAUACACUGUACUAACCCUAAUGCUCCAACUAACCCUCACCUGACAGCUGUGCUUGUCACAUGGGACCCAGGACUUCCAUUCCUAGGACGUACCACCAAUCCUGUCACAACUGGACAACAUCUCUCAACAUUUUCACGUGUGCUGUCAAGGUUUAUUGCUCAUGGAUGACGGACAAACAAUUCAGUCGUUCUCGUAGAUUACUGACGAUUAGAGUGACCAUGUUGGUAUUGAGUAGACCCUCUGCACGUGUCAAAGCGUGGUACUGGAUGAUUUCAAGCAUUUUUCAAUGGCACCAACCUGCUGAUUCAAAUUUUAGAUUUUUGUGAAAGAUGGGUUUCCAAAAGCGACAACAUGGCGUUACAAACUUCCCGGCGAUCACACUAGUGUUACUGGCUGUAAUAAUGUAUCGGUAUGAAUGCUCAGCCGGGCUAAUUGACGGCCACUCCAUGGGGCAAAUAUUGGAUCACGUAGUGCACAACGCAUUAGGGGUGUCGGAAAUGCAAGCAGCAUUUGACCAAGUGGGUUACAACGAACGGGUUAUAGAUGGCCCACGGACUAUUCAGGAGCUUGCUGCUGCUCUGCAGAAGAAGUUUGCCGAACCUGUGAACGCCCUAUUGAGAGUGAAGAACGCCAUUGAGAGACAAUACGUACAUUUUACUGACACUAACACGAUGGACAAAUGUUGCAAUGUUACUGGCAACUUAGUCUAUGACUUUCGAUUUCGGACUAAGAUAAAUACCGACGAAAGCUGCGUGUCUACAGCAGCCCUCUCGCCUCCAAAUCUAAAGUUUCCAACGGCGCUGGUCCACCAGACAAUGAAGGAGAACUUGGCGGCCGACCCGACGCUGAAGUGGCAGUACUUCGGCAUGGAGACUGGAGUGUUUAUGUCCUAUCCCUCUCAGAUGAUGGACGACUGUGAGUCCUACGACCCAAGAUACAGACCCUGGUAUGCGGAGGCAGCCACACAGAAGACCAAAGCCGUGGUCAUUGUUAUAGACACAUCUCGCUCCAUGGGGGAUACUCACAACGGGAGGACGUUGUUAGAGAUAGCUAAAGAAGCCGCCAAAUCUGCAGUGGACACCAUGAACCCAAAUGACAGCUUUGCCAUCGUUGCCUUCUCUGAUUCUGCCACCACGCCACGUUUUACUGAGCACCAGAUAGUGACAGAGAACGUGGACACGUGCUACGAAACCAAAAUGUCAAGGGCCACGCCCAUGAACGCGAAGAACCUGAAAAAGUUCAUAGAUGGCCUGAGUGCAGGAGGCGCUACCAACUACGCAGCUGCAUUAACCAAAGCCUUCGAGUUCUUGAGACAUUCCAAUACCACAGCAGAGGAACCAAGCAUAUUGUUCUUAACGGACGGUAUAUUAACAGCCGGUGGAGACCCGUUGCAAACAAUACGAGACCAGAACGCCUUACUGGGGAACAAAGUGGUCAUUUUGACGUUUGGUAUAGGACGCUCCCUUGGUUACGAGGGAAGAACCGUCCUAUAUAACAUGGCUAUUCAAUCAGCAAGUAAUCCAGCAUAUGGUCCAAUAAAGCGUGGGAGGUUUGCGUAUGUCGCUGACCCUGAUCACCUCCGGUCAGCCAUGUCCUCUUAUUACGAUUACUUCUGCACAAUACACCAAAACCCUCGGCCAAUUUUCUCUGUGCCGUAUCUGGACAGCCUGGGCCUUGGUUUGGUGACGUCACUUUGUUUACCGGUGUUCUAUGCCGACACGCUGGUAGGUGUGACGUGCUCUGACGUCACACUCUCUGAUCUUCUGACAGACAUCAGCACUCUUCGUGAAGGGGAAGUCAGCUAUGCCUUUGUAAUAGACGGUGCUGAAAGAACUAUCUUUCACCCUCUUCUUCCCAAACCAUAUAAUGUUGAAUCCGACCAAAUCUUCAUCAACAUCAACCAACUCGAAAAGUCAACAGAAUUUAAGGAAGUCGUGCAAUCUAUGGCAAGAGGUAACCAUGGCAGCAAGUCAUUUGUGUCGACAAGGGUCAAUUCACGAGGGGACGACUUCCGCGAGGGUGUCCAUGCAGUGCCCGUGUAUUCCCAUUACUUUUGGCAUCCAAUCAUUGGUACUAACUUCUCGGUGUGCCUAGUUCUUGGAGACGGUGACAGAGUGGUGACCCUGAAAAUGCCGGACACUAUUACACCUGAAAUGUUUAAGUACCACAGACUUGACCUUAAGCCAGGAGAGAGCCAGUGCAGGCACUUUGCGAGAGUGGCAACCACGACAUCCAGUACUGUGAUGUUUGGUCCCAUUGCUUUCAAGAAAUUGUAUCUCUACCUGGAUACCAAUGAAACCCUGGAGUCCGUGCACGGAUAUGAAAGUUAUCUAAUGGGAAAUACUACUGAUGAUCUCGGCCUAAAGGAUUCGGUGAAAGCCUCAGUGGCCAUCACAUACCAGGCGGAACAGAUCUGGAAGAACAAGCAGCUGUUGUCACAUUACGUGGUGUGGAGAUACAUAGGAACUGUAGAUGGCGUUGUGCGCGUAUUUCCAGGAGUGCAACUGUCUAAGAAUUUUGAUGUAACACAAAGACAAUGGUUCAAGAGAACGGCGACGUAUAAUAACAAGAACGUGUUGACAGCGCCAUAUCUAGACGCUUGGGGAGCAGGUUUCGUGGUUACGCUUAGUCACGCUAUUUAUGAUAGCAGAUAUGCCGGAAAGAACUCUUCCAGUGGAGAGAUUGUUGCUGUCAUGGCAACCGACAUGACGGUGAACUAUCUUGACCAGAUCGUGCAGCUGUACGGGCCCUGCAAAAGCGCCACCUACAGGUGUUUUAUAAUCGACAGCGCGGGUUACCUGGUAUUCCAUCCCUACUUCGUCACCGUGUCUGAUAAGCCGCAGGUCGCCACCAUGCACAUGUUAUUCCAGGAACCAGCGGUGGGGUAUGAUCUAGUACAAAAAGGAAUUCUACGCAGAGAAUCGUGCGUAGAUCUCGAGGCCAUUAAAGAACGCCAUUACUGGUGGGUGCAUUUACAAGACUCGGCCUACCCUGACGGAGUAGAUAACAUGGGCCGGCGCCCUUCUUAUGAACUAAGGCCCAUCACCAAUAGCAACGUGUUUUUCGUCAUACGGCAACAUCCCAUACCAGAUACCCAUGACUGUCUUUGUGAUAAUUACAUGGGUCACCCUGGAAACAGUUCCUGUCUCCGAGAUGAUGAAUACCCGGAUGAUGUGUGCGAGUGUCCAUGUUAUCGGAACGCUCUCUUCAAUUACUGCGACCACGUGUACAACAUCAGCCACUCCGCUUCCUCUCACGCGUGCACCCCACAAACCCCCGAUCUUACCGAUAUGUCCUCAGGGGAGUUCGGCCGGGUCCAGCAGCUCAAGCCGUGCUACGAUAUACAGUGUGCUAACAUGACCACGCAAGACAUGUGUUACUCCAUGGCUGGCUGUAGCUGGUGUCAGGAGGCCAGUGACGGCUCACAGUUGACCACGCCCUUUUGUGCCACGCAGUUUGUUUGCUACUUCGGGCGUAUAGGACAAACUUGUCCAUACGACAACUGCCCAGGAGACACUAUUAGCACGGGGCGCAAGGACCAAGAGGCAAACCAGGCAGGAGAAAACGGGGACAAUAUAGGCAUCAUACUUGGUGGUCUCUUCGGCAGUAUGGCCACCGUGGGGAUAUUCGCAGCAGCCUGCAACAUUCUCUUUCAAAGAAUGAAAUCCAGGCGACGGCGGCGGUACGCCAGGACCAGACGUGGGUCACCAACAUGGACAUCUCCGGCGGCGACAUCCCCGUCGACAAGCGACCAGUCCCAGUCGUUACCUGCCGUGGACGAGAUCAGGUCGCCAUAG